AUGGCGAGGCAAGAUACAGGCGACGCUACAUCACCCACCCGUCUCGACGGAGCAGGACCAGGAACAGAAAAUUACCUUGCUCAUUCAGCUUCCAAUCUAUCAAUACCCCAUCCGCCAGAGUCCGGAAAACGCAGACUCCUCCUCAUCUAUGUUCAUGGCUUCAACGGCUCCGAAGCCAGUUUCCACGCUUUCCCCGCACAUGUGCAUAGUCUGUUGACGGAUGCGUUGGCCGAGUCUCAUGAGGUGUACACCCGGAUUUAUCCUCGAUAUAAGUCUCGGGGUGAUAUGAAAAUUGCUCGGGAUCAGUUUAGUAGCUGGUUGUCGCCUCAUGAAGCAAAUGACCUCGAUAUCAUUCUAUUAGGACAUAGCCUGGGCGGCAUCUUAACAGCAGAUGUCGCUCUCCUGCCAUCAUCACCUUUACAUCCACACCAGACUCGAAAACAUAACAUCUUAGGCCUGAUCAAUUUCGACGUCCCGUUCCUUGGCCUACAUCCCGGGAUAAUCCAAACUUCAUGCAAGAGUCUUUUCCACCGAGAUCGAGAUCGAGAUCCGAGCCCAGCCAAGCAUGAAACCGAAACCUUUUCGGAAACCGAAACAGAAACACAAAUCACGGCUGAAGCCAUCGCCGCGUUUUCUCCUUCUCAUUAUGAUCCCCCGUUCUUUAAUGAUGUACGCUGGGCCGAACGGAGCGGUAUGCAGGGGGUCGUGCAUUUUUUUGAGAAAAAUUAUAAUCGGCUUGCGAAAUCUAUACUCACCCGCAUUGUUUCUCCGUAUGAGUUUGCGGGGUGUUUGAAUAAUUACCCGACACUUCGCCGGCGGUAUAAACAACUCAUGGAUAUGGAAGCUGAGCAUGAUCAAGCAUCCAGGAUUAGGUUUGUGAAUUAUUACACGGCAAGUGAGGCUCCUGCACCAUUGAAGGAUAAGGAUAACGCUGGAGAAAGCGAACACUCGCCACAUGCGAGUAUGGAACAUUCAUCAUCGCCAGUCGAUGCAAAGGAAACCUCUUCAUGUACGGAGGAAAAGUCGGAAAACGAGCCCGAGCCCGAGCCCGAGCCCUGCUCAUUGACACCGACCACAUCGCACCCAGAAUCGGAAGUACGGCCUGAACCAGAACGAGACCCAGACCCAGACCAAUCUGAUUGCACCUCCGAAACAGUCGAGUGCACUUCAAAACAACACAAAGAGAAGAAACGGCGGAAGUUUGUCCUAUUACCAUCACAUCACUGGAGCCAUGGUGACGAUUCUCUCUGGAUUCCGGUGAAUAUGGAUAAUAUGAAUGAGAUAACUGCCCAUCAGUCGCUAUUCUUGCCGCAUGGAAGAAGCUAUGACCAGCUGGUUGGGGAUACCAUGGCGACGAUCGAGCAGUGGAUACAGGUUGAUCUGACGCAACGGAUGCUUGCGCAAGAGGAACAGGAGAGGGGGAGUGAUGUAUAUAAGGAAUCAUGA
Messenger RNA from Aspergillus glaucus CBS 516.65, 1446 nucleotides. RefSeq lists its product as uncharacterized. The record is from RefSeq and is a predicted model, not a curated record. NCBI's taxonomy places the organism in Eukaryota, Fungi, Ascomycota, Eurotiomycetes, Eurotiales, Aspergillaceae. Bases 1 to 1446 code for a protein of 481 amino acids. The transcript has 2 exons.